AUUGGUGCUUUAGUAGGCUCCACUGUCAAAUUGAUUUUUCGCUGUUGGUCUCAUCUUUGUUGCUGCUUUCGCCGGUUUUGUUCCUAAAACGAAAAAAAUAAACAUUUCAGUUGACUAUCGCUUUAAUCCCAUCACAACGUAAACCCCGUAGAGAUGGAUGAAAGGCUCUAUGGAUCUUUGCCUCAUGCCCCCUCGGAAUACCUCCAACAAUGGGUUCAGUCAGCUCAGCAACAUCUGCAGACCCUUCAGGCUCAGUAUCCUCACAUGGCUAAUGGCAAUGCUGGUUUUAUGAUGGAGGGACCCAGAGAAGAUAAAGGCAUGCAGCAGAUGCCAGUGCACCCAGAGGAUGCGGCCCAACUGGAGCCUGCAAUAGCACAGAAAGCACCUGCUAAAGGAAAGCGAGGAAGGCCAGCGAGCAAAGAACCUAAAGCCAAAGGCGAACCUAAAGCCAAACCGGGACCUAAACCCAAGAAAGCUAAAGAGGAUAAGGAGGCCCCACCAGCUGAAGGACAGGAGAAGAUUGAUGGAACAUUUAAGAAAGUCAAGAGGAAAGUCGAUCGCUUUAAGGGCAUGUCAGAGGAGGAAGUCAUGAAAAAAACACUGCCUGACAUUCUUACCCCAAAUCUAGACUAUGUCAUUAUUGGAAUUAAUCCAGGGUUGAUGGCGGCCUUCAUUGGAAGAUGGUUCCCCGGACCAGGAAACCAUUUUUGGAAGUGUCUGUUCCUGUCUGGAUUCACAGAGAAGUUGCUAAAUCACAUGGAUGAUCAGAGUUUGCCUGAGAAAUACAGCAUCGGCUUCACAAAUAUGGUAGCUAGAGCCACCCCGGGAAGCAAAGAUCUCUCUAGCAAGGAACUUCGAGAAGGUGGUAAAAUCUUAGUGGAAAAGAUCAUGAAAUUCAAGCCACUCAUAGCAGUUUUUAACGGGAAAUGUAUUUAUGAAAUGUUCUGUAGGGAGAUAUUUGGGAAGAAGCCCAAAACACUUGAAUUUGGCCUACAACCUCAUAAGAUUCCUGACUCUGAGACGGCGUUGUACCUGAUGCCGUCCUCCAGUGCCCGCUGUGCUCAGUUUCCUCGUGCUCAGGACAAAGUGCAUUUUUACAUCAAGCUGAGAGAGCUCCGAGAUCAACUGAAGGGUGUGAUCAAACCAGUGGAGAUAGAAGAAGUGAAAUAUACCUUUGAUCUCAGCCUGGCCAAAGAGGAUGCUAAGAGAAUGGCCAUCAAGGAAGAGCAGUAUGAUCCUGGUUAUGAGGUAGCUUUCGGAGGAGCUUAUGGAGAACCGGCACCUGAAGGAGGCCAAAGCAAUGGAUAUUGUAACUUCUCCACAUCUGAGAAAACAGCUGACACAGCUGAGGAGGCGCCUGUGAAUCCAAAUGCGGUUGGCCAGGUUCAGGACGGUCAGUGGAUGAUGCAGUCUUUUGCCGAUCAGAUCCCAGACAUCGGCAGCUCCUCUCAAGCCCAAAACUGGGGUGUAUGAGGAAGGACAAAGGCUUCAGACGAAGCCUGUCGGUUCCUGUGCUCUUCCAGAGAUGCUGUGCCUCUUAUCUUCUCAGAAUUUAAUCCAGGAGUGUUCAUGGGCAUUGGUUUAUUUCUCCUUUGCGUUGCUGUGACAGUCUGUUACGUUAUAAUUUCAGGAACGAUUUGAGGAAUCGCUGUAUCACACAAGGUGGGCCAACUUGCACAAGAAGAAUCCAAUGGCUGCUGUGCUUUUAAAGAAACUGUACCUGUGAACUUUUCAAGGGCCUUUGAGAUCUCAAAUGCCUCUUUAUUAAAGAAAAGAACAGUUUUUACAUUGAAUUUCAAUUAGACCUUUUAGGAAUUAGCAUUUCUAUGGAAUUGGAGAAUAUACUUCUCUUUUACUUUAAUGGUUUAGAGUCAUUGACGUUAUUUUCAGUAGUUUAGUGUACGAGGUUCGGAGCACUGGUUUAUUGCAUUGUGUGAUAUCAGGGACUGAUUUACUUGAGUGUUCACUAUUUUUUCAUUUGAUUUCAUAUUUUUAGAUGGGAUGUAUUAUGUUUAAUUGUGUAGUAUUAUUUUAAGUGUAACUACCCACAUUUUUCAAAUUGUAUUUGCAAAAUCUGUAAGGAUAACUUUUAAGUAUUGUUUUGUUACUAUCAUAAUGUGACAAAUGCUUCCUUUGACAUGGACGCUGCAAUGAUGGUUUUAGGAACUUUUAUGAUGCCACUGCAAGACAGUCACAAUUACUGGUACAUUUGAAAUGUGUUUCUUAUGAGAAAGCAUGUGCAUCACUGUUCACAACCAUCUCUCUGCCUUCAGUACUGUAAAAUACAAUACAGUAUGACUGGUAAUACAAAUGAAACAAUCCUGAACAUGAUAUAAUUUAUGGAUUUAUCCACAUGCUCUCACCUGGUGCUAUUUUUACUCUUUCUGUAAACAUUAUCUUUUUUUUGUUCAUUAAAAUAUAAUUAUGAUA
Carassius gibelio (silver crucian carp) is the source of this 2430-nucleotide messenger RNA. RefSeq names its product G/T mismatch-specific thymine DNA glycosylase-like. The record is from RefSeq and is a predicted model, not a curated record. The transcript has 11 exons. Gene Ontology annotation, molecular function: mismatch base pair DNA N-glycosylase activity. NCBI's taxonomy places the organism in Eukaryota, Metazoa, Chordata, Actinopteri, Cypriniformes, Cyprinidae. Gene Ontology annotation, cellular component: nucleus. Gene Ontology annotation, biological process: base-excision repair, AP site formation. Bases 154 to 1473 code for a protein of 439 amino acids.